Molecule: messenger RNA, 3653 nt
Organism: Acromyrmex echinatior (Panamanian leafcutter ant)
Lineage: Eukaryota; Metazoa; Arthropoda; Insecta; Hymenoptera; Formicidae
Product: DEAH-box helicase 15
Cellular component (GO): spliceosomal complex; intracellular anatomical structure
Molecular function (GO): RNA helicase activity; ATP binding; RNA binding
Source: RefSeq, a predicted model, not a curated record
CCGCGCUUGAAGUGACGGAAACACUAUGUCGAAGCGCAGGAUUGAGGUCGUGGAUCCCUAUGUCAAAAGGAAAGCCACGGACAAUACCGUUGCCAACAAUGCAACAACUCCAGGGACGACGGCAGCAAAAAGCCAAGUACAGUUCAAUCCAUAUACCAUGCUGCCAUAUACGCCGAGAUACUAUGAACUUUACAAGAAAAGAAUAACUUUACCUGUAUUUGAGUAUCGUACUGAUUUCAUGAGAUUGUUGUCCCAGCAUCAAUGCAUUGUUCUUGUUGGAGAGACAGGUUCUGGUAAAACUACACAGAUACCACAAUGGUGUGUAGAGUAUUCAAGAAGUAUUGGAUCCAAAGGAGUCGCCUGUACACAGCCCAGAAGAGUAGCUGCAAUGAGCGUUGCUCAAAGAGUUUCAGAAGAAAUGGAUGUUGCCUUAGGUCAAGAAGUAGGAUACAGCAUUCGUUUUGAAGAUUGUAGUUCACCGAGGACUGUGUUGAAGUACAUGACCGACGGUAUGUUGCUUCGGGAAGGGAUGUCUGAUCCCAUGUUGGAUGCCUAUCAAGUGAUACUGCUAGACGAAGCUCAUGAAAGAACGUUAGCUACUGACUUGCUAAUGGGUGUUUUGAAAGAAGUGAUUAAACAGAGACCAGACUUAAAACUUGUGAUUAUGAGUGCUACCUUGGACGCUGGAAAGUUUCAACAGUAUUUUGAUAAUGCUCCACUUAUGAACGUACCUGGUAGAACACAUCCAGUUGAGAUAUUUUAUACACCAGAGCCAGAGAGGGACUACUUGGAGGCAGCAAUAAGAACUGUUAUUCAGAUACAGAUGUGUGAAGAAAUUCCUGGGGACCUUUUGCUAUUUUUAACUGGUCAAGAAGAAAUUGAAGAAGCUUGCAAGAGAAUAAAAAGAGAAAUGGACAAUUUGGGACCUGAAGUUGGUGAAUUAAAGUGCAUACCAUUGUACUCAACACUGCCGCCGAAUCUUCAACAAAGAAUAUUUGAACCUGCUCCGCCUACCAAAACUAACGGUGCUAUCGGGCGCAAAGUCGUCGUUUCGACCAAUAUCGCAGAGACAUCGUUGACUAUUGACGGAGUUGUCUUUGUCAUAGAUCCUGGUUUUGCCAAGCAAAAAGUAUACAAUCCUAGGAUUCGUGUCGAAUCUCUUUUAGUGUCACCUAUUAGUAAGGCUUCUGCGCAACAGAGAGCCGGUCGUGCUGGUAGAACAAGACCUGGAAAGUGUUUCAGAUUAUACACAGAAAAAGCAUACAAAAACGAGAUGCAGGAUAAUACCUAUCCUGAGAUUUUGCGUUCCAAUCUUGGAAGCGUCGUAUUACAAUUGAAGAAACUUGGCAUCGAUGAUUUAGUGCAUUUUGACUUUAUGGAUCCACCUGCGCCCGAAACUCUUAUGAGAGCUUUGGACCUUUUGAAUUAUUUAGCAGCUCUGGACGAUGAUGGAAAUUUGACAGAUCUCGGCGCAGUAAUGGCAGAAUUUCCUUUGGAUCCUCAAUUAGCAAAGAUGCUUAUAGCUUCUUGCAAUCAUAAUUGCAGUAAUGAGAUACUCAGCAUCACUGCUAUGCUUUCAGUCCCACAGUGCUUUGUGAGGCCGAAUGAAUCGAAAAAAGCAGCGGAUGAUGCAAAAAUGAAAUUUGCACACAUUGAUGGUGACCAUUUGACGCUACUGAAUGUAUAUCAUUCUUUCAAACAACAUAUGGAUGAUGUUCAAUGGUGUUACGAUAAUUACGUAAAUUAUCGAUCAUUGAAGAGCGGAGAUAAUGUAAGACAACAGUUAAGUAGAAUAAUGGAUAGAUUUGUAUUAAAACGCACUUCGACGGACUUCAAUUCAAAAGAUUAUUACAUUAACAUCAGAAAAGCUCUCGUUAAUGGUUUCUUCAUGCAGGUGGCGCAUUUAGAGAGAACAGGACAUUACCUAACUAUCAAAGAUAACCAGGUAGUACAACUUCAUCCGAGCAGUUGUCUCGAUCACAAACCAGAAUGGGUUAUUUAUAAUGAAUUUGUGCUUACUACUAAAAAUUAUAUCAGAACAGUUACUGAUAUUAAACCUGAUUGGUUACUCAUGAUAGCACCACAAUAUUAUGAUCUACAAAAUUUCCCUCAAUGUGAAGCAAAAAGACAGCUCGAGCUCACUCAGGCGAAAUUAGAUUCUAAACAGUAUCAGGAAGGCUUCUAACCUCUAUAUACUUUAGACGUGUUUGGAAAUCGCAAGAAACAGUCGAGAUUGCUCAGUCAAAAUCUGCUUUUAUCAUGGCGAAUUUCAGCACACGACUCUUCUAUUGGAGCCACAUCACAUACAAAACAUUGUGAGACACAUUAUGAAGAAUCACUUUCUGUCCUUCACCCAAAAGGCACAGAAGAACAUUAAGAUUCAAAUAUUUAGAUUUUUGUAUAAGUCAGUUACUGGCUCAUACUAUGUAAAAAUUAAAUCUUUGAAAAUUAAUUUAAAUUUUCGAUAUUUAAGUCAAAAGAUAGAAAGGAAAUGGACAAUUUAUUAACUUGAGACACAGCAAAAGCAAAGUUAAGAUAAGAGGUCAUUAUUUAUGUACAUUUAAAACAAGAUUUAGUCUCUAAGUAAUUUUAACAGUAGAGCUCAUUAAUCGACGUCUACAUUCGAACACAUUCGGAAUGUCAUUAGAUAUAAUAGAUUAAUUUUUGUAUUAAAUGUUGACCGUAUAAUGUGAGGAAGGUAUAAAGUGGCCACUAUAUAGAUUGAUCUCUUACUAUUCUAAAAGAUGUUAAGGAAUGAUUUUUUUCACAUUAAUUCAAGACGAAAAAUUUCAUAUAAUCAUGGCUAUAUUCCACUUCACAUUCACAACACUCGCGAGCAUCUUUGUUCUUGUUUAACAUUUGAUAAACAGCAAGAAUGAAAUGAUUUCACGAACGUUGUGAGCUACGUUAAAUGGAACACAGUCCAUAUGUCCUCGAAAUAUCUUAGUAUAGGAUGUCAAAGGUAGAAUGUCAAAUUUGAAGAAAAAAUUGCGAAUACUAUUCAAGUUAUUUCGAUGAAAUUUUGUUUAUGUUUUUGGGACUAUACAUUAUUUUUUUGAUCAGAAAUAGAUUCAAAGAUAAGUAUGCAUUUUUGAAACUAGCCGUUUUGGAUGUUUUCAAGUUUCCAUUUUGAAUUAAUGUGAGAAAUCUCUUAAAAUCUUUUAAAAUACUUAAAGACCACCCUAUAUAUAGAAAAAGACAUAGUCGUGUUGUACUCUCUUGCCUAAAGAUAAUUAAAAAAAAAACAUUUCCUCUGUUAAUAAUAGCUUGUCAUCCUUUUUGCUAUGGAUUCAAAUAUGAUUUGAUAGAUUCAAAUAUGAUGUUUCGUGCUCCGUAUUCUGUGCUCUUUCACAAAUUUAGAAUAUGUUGCAGCGUGUCAUUUUUAAAUGGAAUGAAUAGCGAGAAUAUGCUACAGAUAUAAACUUUUUACUAAAGAGAUAGAAAAAGCUAAAAAAUAUUUCUAGAUACAUCCCCUAUAUUCUGAAAGAAUCAAAUUAAUGAAGAAAAAAUAUUUAUGAUAUAUUAAUAUAAUAAAAGUCAUAAGCACACACGCACACACACAUACACACAUAUAUAUACACAGACACAGUGGCCAGUUUAUGGAAAAACAGCAUUCAGUGUAAUAAAGCAUCUUUAUUAGCACUUGAGAAAAA